Aphanomyces invadans is the source of this 357-nucleotide messenger RNA. RefSeq lists its product as hypothetical. Bases 1 to 357 code for a protein of 118 amino acids. The record is from RefSeq and is a predicted model, not a curated record. The transcript has a single exon. Lineage: Eukaryota; Oomycota; Saprolegniomycetes; Saprolegniales; Verrucalvaceae.
AUGGACCUCACACAGCCACGCGUCGGAGAUCGAGAAGCGGACUGCACGUGCAUGGAAGGCUGCUCCCUAGCGGACGACAUCCCAAAAUCGAGGGUAGCCCUUUACCAAGUCGUCGUCUUCAUCGACAGACUGCCAUGGGGCAAGCGUACAUCAACCAUGGGCAUGAUGCAAGAGCUGGCUGGCGAUGGGCUGCUACCAUCCCUUGGUGAAUCCAUUCAUUCGUUGCGUCAACAGAUCCUGUCCAUAGGACCGAGGAUGGACGCCAUCGACGGUCCUUGGACCCACGGACAAGGCCAGCAGAUCCCCACGCGACAUGUCCAGCGCCAUUGCUAUUUCAACGACCGUGUUGUUACCUAA